UCCUCAGCUGAAGUUCAUGACUUCUCAUGCUUUAACUAAAUGCUAAUUUGUAAAAUUAUCCUUUCUUCCUGUAAGUUCUUUAAAGUACCUGGGCUAAUCCUUCUUUGCCAUCAAAGCUGUGGUCUAACAUUGCUGUGAGCAGGUAAAUGAUCCUCUCUCUACCUCUGCAUGAUCACUUUAUAGUGAAGAGCACUCAGUAAUGUCUGCAAACAUCUGAACACCGUGUUCAGAGAAAGGGCUACAAGUGCAAAGCGGUGUUGGGAAUUCAGCUGUUGGGACAGGUAGUGGAGCAUUUUUUGUUUUGAAAAGCAUCCUCUCUCCAUUGAGAUGCCCUGCAUUUGCGGUGCUCAGAUGUUCCGGUGUUUUUACUGCCUCCUUAUGGGCAAAGAUGUUCUCCUUGCCUGGAGCCCUGCUGUCCCACCACACAGCACCAGAGCUGUAAGACUAGCUGAGGGGAGGCAGAGUGUCCUUUGGGCUGUGAUGAACUACCACAGGAAUUAUCUAACGUGAGCAGAAAAUUCUUGACAUUUGGGUCACUAUGGAAUAGCCACGUUGGAAGUUGAGGCCCUGACGGCCGUGCAUGGGGAGAAGGGCACUGAAUCUGAAGCUGGGCUCUUGCUCUCACUAGUGCCGAGGCACAGGGACUAAAGAUUUCCAUAGUAAUUUCCAAUUUGUAACAGUAUAAUAAAGAGGAAGACUCGAAUCCAUCCAAGAAUGAUGUUGCCUUGCCAGUAACUGCAGGAAAACUCUGACACAUGGGGUACACUUCAAACAGUGUAGCAGAGCAGGUCAAGCAGUACUGUGUUUCCAGCUCAAGCUGGGGAUGGCCGAGUAGCAAUCUCCCCUUGGCAGCUGUGGCAGCGUCGUGCUCGCCAGCCCACCCUGCAGCAGCUCGCCGUGGCAACACACGUGGGGCGCGUGGCCGAGCACCAUCACAACUGAUGCAGCAUUUCAGGCAGGGAGCAAACCCGCCGAGUGGAGCAGUGCACUGGUAAGAGCUGCCCAUCCUGGGCGCUGGCUCCAAGGCCAGCACGAGCCUGUGGGAACCUUGGGCCAGAAGCCAAGAUUUGGUUCCGCUCCCAGAAAAGUCAACGAAACUCAUUUGAAGUGGAACGAUUUCAUCCUGUACUGCAUGCUGAGUGACUUGCCAACCUUACUAUUAAUAGCAUGGGCUUAUCCCAGGUACAAGCUACUGGAGCGCAGAGCUACAGCGGCGCGACGGAGCCGAUUAGUGGAGCCCUGGACUAAAAGAUGCUGAAUCUGUCAUAGGGGGGCAGGAUCUCACUUGGCUUCAGAGUCUGACUGCCUCUGGGAACUGCCCAAACAUUUUUCUGUUCAGUAAGUCCCCUCCCAUGGUGCCACUCUCUACAUCAGCUGAUUGCCAUCCCGUGUCAAAAGAAUAAAGGUUCUGUCUAAAACAAAGCGGCUGCUAAAAUUUAGUGGCCUUGUCAAGGACUUCAGGACCCGAGUUGUCACCAGUGUCUUUUAUGUGGAAAGUGUUGAGAUAGCACAGUGCUGAAAAAUGACACAAGUUAGAAAACAGGGUAGAAGCCACUAAUGUGCAAGGAAUGUUAAACAUCACACAGCGUGUUGUUUUGACUGUGCAGGAUUUCUUUUCCCUGUCUCCUUCCCUUAAAAUAGUUUUUCUUAAACAGCAAAAUUUUGCCUUUCUUUUCUGCUCCACAGACAAGCACAGCAAAUACAGAAAUAAUCUCCAGAGAUGUUCUGCAGAUGUUUUUGCUUCUUCGGUCUGUGUCUUUUCCUUUCAACCCAAAGGUAAGCAGAGUGUUUGUUUUGUUUCACAGGGAACGUCUGAAUUAUGUUUCGUAUAAAAAAUGUGGGUCAAAAGGAAAGUAUGCUUCCGAUUAUCCAGCGCAUCCAAAGCAAGCCGGGCGCAGUAAGGGAUGUGGUGUGGAAGAGAGCAACCCGCGUAGGUCCCCAAAACACAAUAUGUACAUGAACAGUGCAACCCCUUAUUUUCCGUUCAGGACCAGAAUAGUUUGCAGUUUUCACACAGGGCUUCCACCUGUAUUACCCUCCCUGGAACUACAAGUCUUAAAUUUCUUGAAUGGUUUAUGUUUAUAGUGUGCACAAACUGGUUCAGUUCUGCUGUAAGGUCCUUUUUGGUCUAAAACCUGCAGCAAAGCUCCAAGGACUAUUAACCCAGCUUGAAAGAGAACAGAAGAAUAAAAUCAUCAGAGCAUUGAGUAACUACGUUGCUGAGUUUCUUACUGCACAGACCAGUGGUCCUGAGACUCAGGGGAGAGGCAGAGGCACUGCCUUCCACCUCCUUCAGCCCUUUGCAGAGCAAUAGCAAACGCGUAAUGAUUCACUCAUUUACAUUUUCAUCAAGUGAGCACAUGACCACACAGGGACACCGCACCGUAACACUUCUAACAGUCCAACCCCCCUGUCGCUCUAGCUGUCUGUAUGAUGGUACAGAUCUGUCAGCCUCGUUAAGCCAGGUACUAGCUUUACUGUCCAUGGACAAAAUGUUAAUUUUGACAUUGUAAAUUAGAGUCGAACCCUCUGUAUGCACAGCAGCUAGGGGUGGUUCAGCCCACAAAGCUCGGUUGGUGCCUGUGAAGUGCUCAGGGCUCUCUCUUUCCCCUUCUGGUGUACUCAGAGGUCUUACUCCUGGCAGUAGCUGUAGGGACGCUGACACGAACACAGGAGGGUGAAAGCUUCUUUAGGGGAGUGGUGAUUAGGGGAAGGAUAGCUGCUCAGUAAGAUUUGUCUCAGGUUGCCAUAAGCAGGAGGAAAAAAGAAAUGCAUGUUUGUUAUAUAGGCUGCGUGAGGAGGAGUGGGAAGGGGGGAGAUCGGGGGUUAUUAAGACUUGUGAUCUAUAGACCUUGCUUGAUUUGUCUGGGACAUUUUAAGAACAUCCAUAAGCUGCCAGGUGUGCAAACCUGUAGCUAUCAGCUGCGGUAACUUGCAAUUUUUCCACCUCUUCAAGGUGCCAGUUACUGAGCCAAGAUAAGCAAUGUGAGCAAGUGCUCCUAAUUUCAAUUAUCAACUUAUUUUUAAUAAGCAUUUUAUGCAGUUUGGUUGCUUGUUUGAGCAUAAGCUGGAAACACAGCUGCAGCUGCACACCAGAUGUGCCCAGCACACCCGGCCACACGUAACAGCACGUGUCUGUGUCCCCAGGAGGUGCUCCCUGGGUCAUGUGUCCGACUUGGGCGGCAGCGACACGACAUCCCUCCCUGGAUUUGAGAACCUCACCAUGGGAUACAACAAAUACCUCAGGCCCUACUUUGGUGGAGAACCUGUUCAAAUUGCGAUGAGUCUGGACAUUGCAAGUAUUUCUAGUAUAUCUGAGAGUGACAUGGAUUACACAGCUACCAUAUAUUUGCGGCAGCGCUGGACAGACCCCCGCUUGGUCUUUCAUGGCAACAAGAGCUUCACGCUAGACGCUCGUCUAGUGGAAUUGCUCUGGGUACCAGACACGUACAUUGUGGAGUCAAAAAGGUCCUUCCUGCACGACGUCACUGUGGGGAACCGCCUCAUUAGACUGUUCUCUAAUGGCACUAUCUUGUAUGCCCUAAGAAUCACUACUACUGUUGCUUGUAACAUGGACCUGUCAAAAUAUCCCAUGGACACACAAACAUGCAGACUGCAGCUAGAAAGCUGGGGAUAUGAUGAAAAUGAUGUCGUCUUCACGUGGCUGAGAGGAAAUGACUCUGUCCACGGCAUAGAAAAGUUGCGGCUUUCUCAGUACACAGUGGAACGUUACUACACCCUGGUCUCGAAGUCACAGCAGGAAACAGGCAGUUACCCACGACUGAUACUGCAGUUUGAGCUGAGAAGAAAUGUCCUUUACUUCAUUUUGGAGACCUAUGUGCCCUCCACUCUGCUUGUCAUGUUGUCCUGGGUUUCUUUUUGGAUCACAUUGGAUUCGGUGCCUGCAAGAACCUGCAUUGGAGUAACAACGGUGCUUUCCAUGACGACUCUGAUGAUCGGCUCACGAAGUUCACUUUCGAAAACCAACUGUUUCAUUAAGGCCAUCGAUGUCUACCUCGGCAUCUGCUUCAGCUUCAUCUUCGGUGCCCUUGUGGAGUACGCGGUGGCUCACUACAGCUCAUCACAGAAAUGUGCAGCUAAAGCACCUCAAGAGGGGCCUGCAAGUGAUCUCCCUAAAGAAAUGGAUGAAGUCAACAUCACUAACAUCCUCAACAGCUCCAUCACCAGCUAUAAACGGAAAAUCAGCUUUACAAGCAUCGAGAUUUCUAGCGAUAACGUUAACUGCAGUGACUUGACCAUGAAAACUCAUGAGAAAAUCAAAUGUGUCUUGAGAAACAAAAUGCACAGGAUUAUUGGUUAUUUCACAAUUCAGAACCCCAGCAAUGUAGACCACUACUCCAAAUUGCUUUUCCCUUUAUUUUUCAUGCUGGUCAAUGUGUUUUAUUGGGCUUAUUACCUAUAUUUUCAGUAGAAACGAGUUGCUUCAUUCUCCUACUUCAGGAGGAGCGGAAUCUUGCCAGUGGGCAUCUAGGUAUCAAACCUCAGUGAACCCAAUGUGGACAAAAUGCUCUGUUGUGUUUCCCCAAGGUACAGAGCAAAAUAGCCUGUGAGGCACGCAAGAUGAAAAGCCUUGCUGCUUCAGCAUUAGCAACAUUGAUUCUGGACAACUGCUUGUUCAGCUGAGUGGCUGUGCUGGGCUCUUGUGCUUGUGCCUGCUUUUCAUUCCAGCAUCCAGCUUCUCACCUGGCUGGAGAAGGGUGCGUAGGACUGCAGAUAGCAGGCCACAGAGCACUACAGGCGGCAAAAUUAUCGUGGUAGUCUGAAGCAGGUUGGAACCUUCUAGUUUAGAUCUCCAAGAGGACGUAGGAUCACAGCUGUUAUUCUGCGUUUGCCAGAGAUAACAGUAACAGAGGGACUGUGAUCGCUGCCUCAAUAGCUCCUCUGUUCAAGUCAGAGAACCCGGAGGCAGCCGUGUGCGGUGCGGAGGAAUGGCUCCGGUGCACGGUGCCUCCCUGUCCCGGGGGCGAUGCGGUGCCAGACCCGUGACGUUGCUGCUGAUGGCAUCGGCGCAGUGGUACGCCUCACUGCUUUUAAUACCUGUCAGACACACUGAGGCAAUCCUCACUUGCUGAAGUUACCCAUCCCUGAGACAGACGGAAAGCUUUUUAUUUGUAGAGCAGCAUUUUUUCAGAGAUUUGGGAACGGGACAGAAAGGCAAAUAGCAGGAUUGUUUUGUAAUCCAUCUUACACUCUUCUUAUUGUGCUGCAGUUGAACUGAACCUUCCACAUCUUCCUAACAAAUUAUUUUUCAUCCUGGAGAGUGCCUCCUUCAGCUUUCACUACUAACGGCAGCUCUGGUUUCUUGCCAGCCAUAUGCAGGAGUGACCAAUUUGUCAUCCCCUCUUUUAUAUGAUUGUGCAGCUGUGGCAAGUCAGCAGUGCUGCUGGGUGAAAAACCCAUGUGUGGGCUGAGGUACAAUGAUCUAAAUCCGCCUUGCACUAUUUUAGGCUGAAAGUGUUACAUUUCUGCAGAAAUUCAGAUUCUAAGUGGGCUCUGGAAACUGCCAGUGAGCUUUGUUUAUCCUGUAAUCAGUAGGACCGAGGCUUUGUUUUAAAAUAAAUCAAAUAUGUGGUGCACACACACUUACGUUUGAGAACCAAAUGCCAUUUGGUACUAUGUAGCUUAAGGCUACUGGAAGUCUUUAUUUCCUGAUUUUAAAAUGAAUGUUUUAUGGCAGAUUUUUCCCCCUUCCCCUCCUUGUUUGGUCUAUGCAACUUUCAUAACUUUGAGGGCAUAAUCCUGCAGUUAUGUAGGCAAAACUGUAAUUGCCUGCAGUGACUACCAUUCAGCAGGAGUUUUGGCUGAGUGAGGCCUCUCAGCAUGUAGCUUAUAUUACAGUCUCAUGCACACAGUGUUUGCUUAAUAUAAGAGUCUCUUACUGGGGGUUCCUAUAGAAGGUGGGCAAAGCACAUGAAACUAUAGAUUUUUCUUUACCUUAAUAACUUUUUAUCGAACCACUUCACCACACUAUAUUGUGAAGGAUCUAAACCACAUAUUCAUAAAUCAUAGUUUUUACAAAGAGCAGCACUAGAAGUCAAAGGGGAACAGACUGACAAUGGCAAGUGAAUAAACACAAACUUCAAUAAUGAAAUGUUGGCUUGUAUAUACUGGCAUUUAAAGUCCAUUCCAUAAAAUGUAAUAAAGUGAAUGUUUGUGAUAUGAACACAAACCCCCAGAGAGAUCCUCUAUUAAAAAAAAUCAUUACCUUC
Messenger RNA from Tyto alba (common barn owl), 6230 nucleotides. It is a transcript of the gene GABRP, whose product is annotated as gamma-aminobutyric acid type A receptor subunit pi. The coding region runs from base 3038 to 4432 and encodes 464 amino acids. Gene Ontology annotation, biological process: nervous system process; regulation of membrane potential; signal transduction. Gene Ontology annotation, cellular component: GABA-A receptor complex; synapse; membrane. The transcript has 8 exons. The record is from RefSeq and is a predicted model, not a curated record. Gene Ontology annotation, molecular function: extracellular ligand-gated monoatomic ion channel activity; neurotransmitter receptor activity; GABA-A receptor activity. Lineage: Eukaryota; Metazoa; Chordata; Aves; Strigiformes; Tytonidae.